Messenger RNA from Humulus lupulus (European hop), 1270 nucleotides. RefSeq lists its product as uncharacterized. Lineage: Eukaryota; Viridiplantae; Streptophyta; Magnoliopsida; Rosales; Cannabaceae. Bases 73 to 654 code for a protein of 193 amino acids. The record is from RefSeq and is a predicted model, not a curated record. The transcript is spliced from 3 exons.
AGCCUCGGAUCCAGAGCCCGCGCCAGCUCGAGAAAUAAUUGUCUUAGAUUCCCCGCAGAAGCUCCGGGGCCGAUGGUCGUAACCAUAGAUUCCUCUUCUAGCUCGGGGGAGGAGAUGUCUCAGCCCGGGGAAAAGAAUCUGCGAGCUAUGUUCACCGGAGGGAACUCCUCAGCUGGGGCCUCUGGGCCCAAAAUGAAGAAUCUCCGGGUGGCAAAGAAAGCCGCUGGGACCCCAACCAAGUCCCCUGCAAAGGGGAAAGAGCCGCCCCCAGCUGCCCAGGUCGAGGAAACUACACCUCUUACUGUAGUGGAGAACAUGCCCCCACCCCCUCCGCGAGCUCCGGCCUUUGUCCGGGACACAGGGGCGGAGCUCGGGACCUCGGCAACUGCGCCCCCCGAGGUACGUAUCCCGGUGGACCCCCAGGACCUGGAGAAGAUUCUAGAUGUCUUUCGAGGGACGGUGUAUGAGACGGCGAGCUACGCCGUCAGCCACUUCAACCGCUUCAACGAGAGGGAGCUGCGGGCCAUCGAAACCAGGAGCCCGGUGGGCGUAAUGGAGUUGUCAUUGGGCAUGGCCCUAACGAGUGUCUUGGCCCUUCACCGGAGCAUAGCCAGGGCCAAGGCCCAGCUCGAGGAUAUGAGGGGCAAGCAUUAGACGGCCUUGGCCGCCCAUCAGACUUCCUUGCAGACGGCUCAACAGAAGGAAAGGGAAGCCAAGGAUGCCCUGGUGGCCGCGCAGGCCGAGCUGGCUGAAGCCCGUCCUAAGCUCCAAGAGGUCGAUGCCACCAAAGCCGCCCUCGCCGCUACGCGGGCAGAGCUAGACACUGCGAAGGCUGGACCGAGGAGGCCAAGGCCGCCCUGGAAGCCGAGAAGGCAGCCUCCAGCUCCGCCAUGGAGGACAUGCUUUACCAUUGCUGGGUCUACAACCCAGACGGUGAUUUCUCCUUCUUGGGAGCGGACGUCUGGGAGCCCUUGCUGGAGGGGUUUAAAGCUCGCCUUCAGAAAGAGGCACCUUCUGAGACCGGGGAAGUCUCCGUCGUAGCCGAGCAGGAGGACGAGACGGUGACUUCCACGGGGCAGCCUGGUGGAGCUUAGGGCCUUUCCAUUUCGAUUUACUUCCUUUUGCCUUUACGCAUUUUAGUUACUAUUUUGAAAAACUUAGUUUGCGUUAAUUUUUAUCAAUAUCUCAUGCUCUUUAAGAAGAACAACGAUCAAUCAAUUUAAAUUAACUUCUAAGUUUUGUGACCUGGUUAUGUCCAGGGACUUAGUUU